AUGGGGUGGAUAAAAAUCCUCAUAGCAGCGUUAUUUGUUGUUGUUUGGAGAGCUAAUGCCCAAGGGAGUGUCGGCUGUGGCAUUGGAGGUUUCUUGUUACCGAACGGAACUUGUGUUUGCCAUCGAUUCUGGACAGGUGACAAUUGUAAUGAAACUGUUUGUAUUAAUGGUGGUUAUUCACCGGACAACAAGGUUUGCAUUUGCCCAACCGGAUAUCUUGGACCACAUUGUGAUGCCGUAACCACUUCGCGACCGUCAGUAUCAACGUUCGCCAAACGAUUAACGUUCAAUACUGUGAUCUAUAAUGCAUUCUCAGACUAUUGGGGAAGAGCUGGAUUCGCUAAAUUUAAGGAGUCGGUGAACAAUCAUCUUGAGAAAUUCAAUUACACCCAAUAUAAUAUAGCUGUUUUCACGGAAGACAACCCGAACGGAUUUAAAACAACAAACACCAGUAGUUCGAAGGAGGUGUUCUUAGCUACUUUGCAUAGUCAAAAUCCCAUAUAUCCUAAAUCAUACGGAUGCACUAAUCAACCAUUUUACGCUUUAAUGUACGACUAUAUUAAGUCGUUGAAACUUCGCGACACAGCGUUGACUGUUGUCACUCAAUUCCCACCGAUAAGCGAUGAUACGGCCAGGGAUGAACUUCAACGGCUAGCCUCAGCGUUCAAUGUUCGGAUCAAUGUUAUUUGGAUAUCAGAUGAGAUAUAUGUGCGUUGUUUAUUCGAUAAUGUGAACAAACAGUACGACGAAUUUUCACAUAUAGCAUUUAAUACAGGAGGAUUAUUUGUGCCACAAAUGUAUGACAAAGAUGAUAAGCCGCUCCUCACCGAUGUUGUAAUCGCUUCGCACUAUCAAUAUCAAUCAGUUGGUUUUGGAGCGUUUGGGGAUUGCAGCAGCGUAAGGAGAAGUUUCUCAUGGCAGGCGGAUCCUCAACCUAUUCCAACGUAUCUAGUGGUAGAAGGUGCCGACGUUUCGAUGAGAGGUUGCCCGAUGAUGGAACUUCCAAACAAACUUUCAAGUGGACAGCGUAUUUUUAACGUAACAACGUCACGACAACGUUGUACACUCAUCCUAAGCAAUAAGAGUGGACACUGCUCAGCGAAGGUGUUCUUGUCCGAUGUUAGCAACACUGGCGUUCGAUUGUAUUCGUCCUUUGUCGAAGAUCCUGUCAUUGACUCAUCGAGCUAUCGACCGACCACGAGCAACAAAUUUUACAUUACAAUGAGGGCGGAGGUAAACAGUGAUACGUACAGUAUACAGCCUUUCACAAGCACCGUCUAUAGUAGCGAAGGGCAGCCUAAGGAAAUCGUAAUCGUCAACAGGACAGACGUAGCGACAUUCACUUUUGUGACGGAUGAUUCUUUCGUUUGCAACGCGACUGGCGGGUGUCAAUGGUGGUGGGCUGAGGUACGCUUUAGUGUAAUACAAAAAGGGAACGAUACAGUACAAUAUAUGCAACGAAGUAUCCCAUUUAAAUGCUACACAGAUAACUCGGCCGAUGGGACCACUAUUGGGUCAACCUUAUCCACAAAACCUAGUACUACCAUCUUCACUACCGUUGGAUCUACUUCCAGUACCAUCAUGGAUUCUACCGUAACCACUACAGGAAGCGCAACCAGUUCUACAAUAACCAGUUCUGGCGGUGGUGACACCACUAGUUCUACUAGCAAGACUACCGUAACCACACCAAAAGUGCCAAAAAAUUUCCCCCAGGAUAAUCCAAGUACAUUCGCUUAUGGGUUCGCAAAUACUCUUCCUGAGUACUAUUAUGAGACAUUCUUCGUCGCUUCGUUAAAUAAUGUGACCUCCUUGUUUGGCAACUAUGGUAUGAUAAGAUUCGAAGUGAGUAACGCAAAUGCGGUCGUCUAUCAUCCUGAGGAUACGUUAGCAGAUUUUACGAACGAUGUCUAUAACACAUAUGCUUGGGGAAAAAUAUCGUCAAGUCUGCAAUAUGUCGACUCACAGGUUCUGGAUGCGUUGGUGAAGGUCACCAGUUCAAAGAAUUUAUAUGAGAAUUCGCUUGUCUCAUUUUGUGUGGACAAGUUACCAACAGCCGCUCAAUUUACGACUCAAUAUGGAACGGUACCGUAUUCGUCGCUGGUGAACAAAAACGUCAAGACAUUAUUCUUCCUGGAUAGGAAGACAUUGGAUCGGGAAAUAGGCUAUCAAAGAACUUCGGGACCGUUGAGCGAAAUCGCAGCCUCGACCAACGGACAUCUUAUCAUUAGCGAUCAAAGCGAUCAAACCGAUUUCCUGGCGCUCCUACAAAUGCUCUACACUCAAGGACCAUCUCAAUCGUUACUUUUUGCACGUAGCGUGAACCCGUCACAAAAGCUCACCUCAUUGGGGACUAUCGAUAUCGGACAACCGAUAAACGUCACAAUUACCGUAACCACAAGCGUAUACAAUUCUAGCGAUUUACGCCCACUUGACAUAAGUUUGAUGUUCGUAGGGUCUGACAAUGAGACAGUGAACACAACGCUGUUUUAUACAAAAGCAUCAAAUUUCUACGCGAACACCGUCCUAUUGAAACCGCAAACUAUGAACGUCUUUUUUGAUAUGGCUGAUAGCGACAAGGACAUUCAUAUUCGAAUGUGGAUUCCCAGAAGCAAUCAGCGGUUAAAGGUAGGAUAUGCCGACCUCACGGACAAAAUUCUCUCUACAGGACCGGACACAAUAAAUGGAGCUGCUGUACGUGCUACGGUAUUUGGAGGUGUCCAACCGACAAAUCUGUCAAUCGAAAUUCGUGGUUGUGCGGGAAACCAGGUGAAACUCUUCGAUCGUAAACAAUGGACGCUGAUGACAGCGGCAGGAGACGCAUUCUUUGUGCCAUAUUUCUGUACGAGCGAUAAUUCACCGAUCCAGGAUUGUCCGGCUGGAACACAGAACAAAUACGACGUACAGUUCACGGGAGAUAAUGGUUUGUCCGAAAUGCGUUCAUUCGCGUGCUCACAAAGUCAAAUGAGUAUCUUGGCGAGCUGCCAACAGCAAGACAGCGACGGAAACUAUGAAUGUAUAGGAGAUCGAGCUCCAUUCUACCGAGGACCUACUGCUGUCGUAAAAGAUUGCUCUCGUCAUGGACGUCUUUACUAUGAUGUGCAAACGACGAAUUAUACCUGCGAAUGUGAUCCUGGUUAUACAGGAGAAUCAUGUGAAAUUGGCAUUUGUCAAGAGAAGAACACUCCUGAUGAAGCGGAUACACGUUACCGUACCUACACGGUAAUAAUCGGUGUAGAUAAAUAUGGUAUAGAAAGUCUUCUGUUAGAUGAUGCUGCUAUCUUCGCACGACCGAAACAGGAACCAACGACAAUUUGGCGUUAUCAGUUGAUUCUCUAUUGCAGCAAUGGAAACGUGCUACCACUUUAUAUUGGUGGCAAUUUUACGGACUUUAAUGCUGCCAUGUCAUCUCGGACCGGUUUUUGUAGCCAAGUCAAGGAUGACGAAUUUAAUCUGGCAAAUAUCUAUCGUGCUGCUGUCACUGGGCUCGGACGAUUCGUACGCGGAAUGAUCAUUUUCUACAAUGAAGCACCGUAUUUGAUGAAUGUGGAUUUGGAGGAAUUUAUUGCGAUAUCCAAGGUUUACCGACAGGAGUUAUUUAUCUAUGCUGUGGAUCCGGAAUACCCGGGUCAUUCAGUUGUGUACAAGAAUUUCAAUGAUGUACGUGAUGCAGCGUAUAUUACUGGUGGGAAUAUUCUUUUCGGUGAUUUUAAUGAUGACGGCGAGCCACAACCGAUGAACGCUUACACUGAAAUGCUCUCCUCGGACGUUUCGUUAACCGUGCACGCUAAUCGUCAGACUGGCCGUGUUUCAGCGUUUAUCGAUAGUGGUGCUACUGGAUAUGUUUUUGUCAGUAACCAAGACCAAUCAUUAAUAGGAGUUAGGAACGCCAAUGGUGCUUCAGUAAGUCCGAUACCUGUAGGGAAAUUCAGUUCGGUGUACAAACUCAACGGGAACUCUAUGUAUACCAUCUUAUGCAGUUCUCAGGAUGAUUACUCGAUCUCAGUGGUUGUCCUUAAUGGGCUCACGCCAGCAUUUUCUAUAGUUGAUGAGAGAACUGACGACGCUAAUACUGCGCUGGCUUCACCGAACAGAAGGAUCACGAAUCUGAGGUGGUACGGAUUUCACUGCUGGCGCGCUCCAGUCGAACUCGAAGUAGAAAAUAGCGCCCCGGAACGCUCCAAGCCAUAUCUUCCGGGCCCUACUGGACCAUCGAUCGUGUUCACAAUGUCAAACGGUUGGAAGGUUCAAAACAACGCGGACAAAAAUUAUCGUGUCGCUUCGCGACAGUCAUGUACUUUUGGUUACGACACUUUUACCGUAUUCUCAUCCAUGAAAAACGCUGUAAAUUUUAUUACGGUCACACUUACGAACGGUACUUCAGCGCUUCAACGAGCACUACCAAUCCCGUCAACGUCGGCUGUAGAUUGUCAAAACGGUGGCUAUGAGAAGGUCGAUAGAUGUUCAUGUCCGAUAGGAUUUUCGGCACCGGACUGUUCUCGACCCGUUUGCCAAACGGGUACUUUGAAUACAUGGGGUGAUGUGUGCAAUAGCGACCUCUGGCCUUAUGGUGGUCGUUUCUGUCAAGCUCCCUCGCCUAAUUGA
This is a messenger RNA of Necator americanus (New World hookworm), 4602 nucleotides long. RefSeq lists its product as uncharacterized. Lineage: Eukaryota; Metazoa; Nematoda; Chromadorea; Rhabditida; Ancylostomatidae. The record is from RefSeq and is a predicted model, not a curated record. The transcript is spliced from 41 exons. Bases 1 to 4602 code for a protein of 1533 amino acids.